AUGAUCGUUGCACUAAAUAAAUCUUGGCCAAAUUAUUUUCUUCGUAGUGAAUCAGAAAUCCUGCACCAUGAGAAGCAGUAUGAGCCAUUCUACUCAUCUUUUGUUGCACUUUCUACACACUAUAUUACAACGGUUUGCAGCCUCAUUCCCCGGAACCAACUUCAGUCGGUGGCAGCAGCCUGUAAAGUCCUGAUUGAGUUUUCUCUCCUACGCCUGGAGAAUCCAGAUGAGGCUUGUGCUGUGUCCCAGAAACACUUGAUUCUCCUCAUCAAGGGCCUGUGCACUGGCUGUAGCCGAUUAGACAGAACUGAGAUUAUCACGUUUACAGCAAUGAUGAAAUCUGCCAAGCUGCCACAAACAGUGAAGACACUCUCAGAUGUGGAAGAUCAGAAAGAGUUGGCCUCACCAGUAAGCCCAGAGCUGAGGCAGAAGGAGGUACAGAUGAAUUUUUUGAACCAGCUGACAUCAGUUUUCAACCCUAGAACUAUAGCAUCACCGCCCGUAGGCCCACAGACUCCGGUGGAAGGAGAAAACGAUGAGCAGUCAUCCACAGACCAAGCCUCUGCAAUCAAAACCAAGAAUGUGUUCAUAGCUCAGAAUGUGGCUAGUCUUCAAGAGCUUGGUGGCUCAGAGAAACUACUGCGUGUCUGUUUGAACCUGCCAUAUUUCCUACGCUACAUCAACCGGUUUCAAGAUGCAGUGCUGGCAAAUUCCUUCUUUAUCAUGCCCGCAACAGUAGCAGAUGCCACUGCUGUUCGUAAUGGUUUUCAUUCACUGGUGAUCGAUGUAACCAUGGCAUUGGAUACCCUUUCUCUACCUGUGUUGGAACCUCUCAAUCCUUCUCGUCUGCAAGAUGUGACAGUCCUCAGCCUAAGUUGUCUAUAUGCAGGUGUGAGUGUGGCAACCUGUAUGGCCAUCCUUCAUGUGGGCAGUACUCAGCAAGUGCGGACAGGGUCCACGAGCUCCAAAGAAGACGACUAUGAGAGUGAUGCAGCUACGAUUGUCCAGAAAUGUCUUGAAAUUUAUGACAUGAUUGGACAAGCAAUCUGCAAUUCUCGCCGGGCUGGUGGUGAGCACUAUCAGAACUUCCAGUUGCUCGGUGCCUGGUGCUUGUUAAACAGCCUUUUCCUCAUAUUGAACCUCAGUCCUACUGCCUUGGCUGAUAAGGGGAAAGAGAAAGACCCACUGGCUGCCCUCCGAGUCAGAGACAUCCUUUCUCGGACCAAAGAGGGCGUGGGCUCUCCGAAACUGGGGCCUGGAAAAGGGCAUCAGGGAUUUGGGGUGCUCUCGGUAAUUUUGGCAAACCAUGCUGUCAAGCUGUUAACAUCCCUCUUUCAAGACCUGCAAGUGGAGGCUCUGCACAAGGGCUGGGAGACAGAUGGUCCCCCUGCAGUCCUAAGCAUCAUGGCUCAGAGCACCUCCAUACAGAGAAUUCAACGGCUGAUUGACUCUGUUCCACUGACGAACUUGCUGUUGACAUUACUCUCAACUUCCUACAGAAAGGCAUGUGUCCUGCAGCGUCAGAGGAAGGGCUCCAUGAGCAGCGAUGCCAGUGCCUCUACUGACUCAAACACCUACUACGAGGAUGAUUUCAGCAGCACAGAGGAGGACAGCAGCCAAGAUGAUGACAGUGAGCCUAUUUUGGGGCAGUGGUUUGAAGAGACCAUCUCCCCCAGUAAAGAGAAAGUGGCACCUCCACCUCCUCCUCCACCCCCUCCUCUGGAGAGCUCUCCAAGAGUUAAAAGCCCCAGUAAACAGGCCCCUGGUGAGAAGGGCAACAUUUUGGCCAGUCGCAAAGAUCCUGAGUUGUUCUUAGGUCUGGCUUCCAACAUUUUGAACUUCAUCACCUCUUCCAUGCUGAACUCUCGGAACAAUUUUAUCCGAAACUAUCUGAGUGUAUCUCUUUCAGAACACCAUAUGGCCACCCUGGCCAGUAUCAUUAAGGAGGUGGACAAAGAUGGACUCAAGGGUUCAUCAGAUGAAGAGUUCGCUGCUGCUCUCUAUCACUUCAACCACUCUCUGGUGACUUCUGACCUCCAGUCACCUAACCUGCAGAACACACUAUUGCAGCAGCUGGGAGUUGCUCCUUUUUCUGAGGGCCCGUGGCCCUUGUACAUCCACCCUCAAAGCCUCUCUGUACUGUCACGCCUCCUGCUCAUCUGGCAACAUAAAGCCGCUGCUCAAGGUGACCCUGAUGUCCCUGAAUGCCUUAAAGUUUGGGACAGGUUUUUGUUGACAAUGAAGCAGAAUGCCUUGCAAGGGGUGGUGCCCAGUGAGACAGAAGACUUGAACGUAGAACACCUGCAGCUGCUCCUUCUCAUUUUCCACAACUUCACUGAGAAAGGCCGGCGGGCCAUAUUGGUCCUUUUUGUGCAGAUCAUCCAGGAGCUGAGUGCCAACAUGGAGGCCCAGAUGCGCUCUGUGCCUCUCAUUCUGGCUCGCCUUCUUUUGAUCUUCGAUUAUCUGCUUCACCAGUACUCCAAGGCCCCUAUGUAUCUGUUUGAGCAGGUGCAGCAUAACCUGCUCAGUCCUCCUUUUGGUUGGGCAAGUGGAUCCCAAGACAGCAACAGCCGCCGGAUGACCACACCCCUCUAUCAUGGUUUCAAAGAAGUAGAAGAAAACUGGUCCAAGCAUUUUUCAUCAGAUGCUGUGCCACAGCCCAGAUUCUACUGUGUCCUGUCCCCAGAAGCCUCAGAGGAUGAUUUGAACCGACUCGAUUCUGUGGCAUGUGAUGUUCUCUUCUCCAAGCUUGUCAGUUAUGAUGAGCUUUACACUGCCCUGACGUCCCUGCUUGCAGCUGGUUCCCAGCUUGACACGGUCAGGAGAAAGGAAAACAAGAAUGUUACAGCGCUGGAGGCCUGUGCCCUUCAAUAUUACUUUUUGAUACUGUGGAGGAUCCUAGGAAUUUUACCACCAUCAAAGACCUACAUGAACCAGCUGGCCAUGAACUCACCUGAGAUGAGUGAAUGUGACAUCUUACACACUCUGCGGUGGUCUUCUCGCCUGCGGAUCAGCUCCUAUGUCAACUGGAUAAAGGAUCACCUUAUCAAACAGGGAAUGAAGGCUGAACAUGCUGGUUCUCUCCUAGAACUGGCUUCCACUAAGUGCAGUUCCGUGAAGUACGACGUUGAAAUUGUAGAGGAAUACUUUGCUCGACAGAUCUCAUCAUUCUGUAGCAUCGACUGUACCACCAUCUUGCAGCUCCAUGAAAUUCCUAGUCUGCAGUCCAUCUACACCCUUGAUGCUGCUAUCUCAAAGGUCCAGGUCUCCUUGGAUGAGCACUUUUCCAAGAUGGCUGCUGAGACUGAUCCUCAUAAGUCAUCUGAAAUCACCAAGAAUCUACUCCCGGCUACACUACAGCUCAUUGAUACCUAUGCGUCAUUCACUAGAGCCUAUUUGCUACAGAACUUUAAUGAAGAAGGAUCCACUGAGAAACCUUCCCAGGAGAAAUUGCACGGCUUUGCUGCUGUUCUGGCUAUUGGCUCUAGUAGGUGCAAGGCAAACACUCUGGGUCCAACACUGGUUCAGAAUUUGCCAUCAUCAGUGCAGAGUGUGUGUGAGUCCUGGAACAACAUCAGCACCAAUGAAUUUCCCAACAUCGGAUCCUGGCGAAAUGCCUUUGCCAAUGACACCAUCCCUUCAGAGAGUUACAUCAGUGCUGUGCAGGCUGCUCAUCUGGGAACUCUUUGUGGCCAAAGCCUGCCCUUGGCUGCUUCCCUGAAGCACACCCUCCUCUCUCUGGUCAGGUUGACUGGGGAUCUUAUUGUUUGGUCCGAUGAGAUGAACCCGCCACAGGUAAUCCGGACCCUGCUUCCCCUCCUGUUGGAGUCGAGCACUGAGAGUGUCGCUGAGAUCAGUAGCAACUCCCUGGAGCGCAUCCUGGGCCCCGCGGAGUCGGACGAGUUCUUGGCUCGUGUGUAUGAAAAGCUGAUCACUGGUUGUUACAACAUUCUGGCCAAUCAUGCGGAUCCCAAUAGUGGACUGGAUGAAUCCAUCUUGGAGGAAUGUCUCCAAUAUUUGGAAAAGCAACUGGAAAGCAGCCAGGCUCGUAAAGCCAUGGAAGAAUUCUUCUCUGAUAGGUGA
This is a messenger RNA of Myotis brandtii (Brandt's bat), 4083 nucleotides long. RefSeq names its product E3 ubiquitin-protein ligase UBR4-like. The record is from RefSeq and is a predicted model, not a curated record. The transcript is spliced from 30 exons. Bases 1 to 4083 code for a protein of 1360 amino acids. NCBI's taxonomy places the organism in Eukaryota, Metazoa, Chordata, Mammalia, Chiroptera, Vespertilionidae.